AUGAAUAAGCGUAGACAAAAGAAGAUCCCGAAUAAAUUAGCCUCUCUUCCAGAUGAUCCUGAUGAUUCUGAAGUAGAAGGGGAUAUAGAAUCAGAUGAAGAAGAAUCAGAUGUUAGCUCUAGUUCAGGUGAUGAAGACAGUUCAUCAUCUGAAAAUGAGGAUAUUGAUAAUGCUGCUAACGAUCUAGAUUGGUCGAAAUCUACCGAAAGAUUAAAUCUUUUUGAUGGUAUUGAAACGGAUCCAGAGCUUUUGUUUUAUUUGACAAACGAGACUUGUGAAAUUGAAUAUUUUCUUUCUAUUUUCAAUGAGAAUAUAGUGAUUAAAAUAGUUGAAGAAACUAACAGAUAUGCUGCACAAAAAGAAAGAAACUCUUCAAAGACACGAAGGUCCUCUGGAUCCGAUAAUGAUUGGAUUGAAUUGACUGCAAAAGAAUUGAAAGGUUGGAUUGGAAUGAACAUUUUUAUGGCGAUUCAUAAAUUACCGAGUGUAGAUCUGUACUGGAGUUCGGAUCCUGCUCUCAGGGUAGAUGCAAUUGCAAACGUCAUGACUCGAAAUCGUUUUCAAAAAAUCACUUCAAUGUUGCACUUGAAUGACAAUAACAAUCGUGUUCCCAAAGAAGAUCCAAUGUUCGAUAAAUUACACAAAGUGAGGCCUUUAGUCGAAGCAUUGAAUAGGUCAAUAAAAGACGUUUAUAAACCUUCCAAUCUGGCUGCAAUUGAUGAAUCUAUGAUUUUAUUCAAGGGACGUUCUUCACUGAAACAGUACAAUCCAAUGAAACCGAUAAAAAGAGGGUACAAAGUUUGGUGCUUAGCAGAUUCAAUAACAGGUUUUGUUUCAAAUUUCGAAAUUUAUGCAGGCAAAUCAGAGAACAAAAAUUCUAACGAUACAUUAGGAGAACGUGUUGUUCUGAAUUUGACGAAAGGCAUUCUAAAUACUGGCACUUUGGUAGCAUUUGACAACUUUUUCACGUCUGUGAAACUUGUAUCCAGCCUUCAUCAGAAAGGGAUUUUCUCGGUUGGUACUGUAAGGGCGAAUCGGAUAGGACUUCCUAUCAUGAUGAAGGAAAAAUCAAAAAUGCAAAGGGGUGAGUAUGUAUUUCAAAGAAAAGGUGCUGUUACUGCUAUAAAAUGGAUGGAUGCAAAGCCAGUGACGCUCCUGUCAUCAGCGCAUCAUCCAACUGUUGUAACUGCUGUGAAAAGGAAAACUAAAACUGGAAACAAAAUUGAUGUGUCUUGUCCUCUUGCAGUAUCAUCCUACAACAAAAUCAUGGGAGCAGUUGAUAAAUUUGAUCAACUAAAGGAAAGAUAUUCCAUCGGCAGACGAUCUCGUAAGUGGUGGCACCGAAUCUUUUAUUUUUUAAUUGACUUAGCGAUUGUCAAUUCGUACAUAAUGUACAAAGUAAAAAAUGGAGAUUCUAAGAAAACUCAUCUUGAUUUUCGUGUAAAUUUAGCUAAACAGCUAAUAUCGAAUACUACUUAUCGAAAACGCACAGGUCGUCCAAGCAGCUUUGUAGGAAAAAAAAUAAACCUUUUGCAGGAAGUUAGAAAAGAUCAGUUUGGUAAACAUGUAUUGCAGUCUAUUGAAUCUCGUAGACGAUGUCGCUUUUGCAGCACUAAGGAAAAAGAAAUUCGCACUAAAUAUGUGUGCAAAACUUGCGAUGUUCCUCUUUGUGUGGAACCUUGCUUCCAAAAAUUUCAUGACAGUUAA
Messenger RNA from Leptopilina boulardi, 1707 nucleotides. RefSeq names its product piggyBac transposable element-derived protein 4-like. The coding region runs from base 1 to 1707 and encodes 568 amino acids. The record is from RefSeq and is a predicted model, not a curated record. Lineage: Eukaryota; Metazoa; Arthropoda; Insecta; Hymenoptera; Figitidae. The transcript has a single exon.